Protobothrops mucrosquamatus (brown spotted pit viper) is the source of this 1925-nucleotide messenger RNA. It is a transcript of the gene ASNSD1, whose product is annotated as asparagine synthetase domain containing 1. The coding region runs from base 20 to 1915 and encodes 631 amino acids. NCBI's taxonomy places the organism in Eukaryota, Metazoa, Chordata, Lepidosauria, Squamata, Viperidae. Gene Ontology annotation, molecular function: asparagine synthase (glutamine-hydrolyzing) activity. The record is from RefSeq and is a predicted model, not a curated record. The transcript has 3 exons.
AAUCCAAUACAAGUUUACAAUGUGUGGAAUUUGUUGUGUGGUCAGCUUAUCUGCUCGUGCCCCUGGAAGUAAUAUCUUGAAAGAAGAUAUCCUAAACAAUCUUAAAAGAAGAGGACCCGAUAGAAGCCAGCAACUGGAAAAGACUGGGUUUCAUCUUCCAUACUGGUGCUUAUUUUCUGGCCAUGUACUUCAUUUAAGGGGGCCAAUGACUCCACAGCCAUUGGAAGACUCUGGUAAUGUAUUCCUUUGGAAUGGAGAAAUCUUCAGUGGAAUUUCUAUGGAAAGGGAAGAGAAUGACACUCAAGUUAUUUUUCGCCAACUCUGCUCUUGCAAUAGUGACUCUGAUUUUUUGACAGUGCUGUCCUCCAUUCAGGGUCCAUGGUCUUUUAUUUUUUAUCAGGCAUCCAGGCAUUGCUUAUGGUUUGGCAGGGACUACUUUGGUCGUCGAAGUCUGCUGUGGCAGUUUAAUCAAGAGAGUGACACUGUUCUUGCACUGAGUUCUGUUAGUUCUGCCUCUAAUAAUCAGUGGCUGGAAGUUCCAGCAUCAGGAAUUUUUCAGAUAAAUCUACAGGAUUGUGUUGUUCAUAAAUCUAUUACUUUAAUGUUACAUCCUUGGAAAUUUCCUCCCAGACAAAAUGUAGUUGAAAAUGUAAUCUCUGGAGAUUUAAGCAUAGUUUCUAAAUCUCUGCCUACUUAUGUGUCUUUUGUGAUAAAUGCAUCCACUUCUUUGAUAGCUCCUAUCAUUCCUUUAAAUGAGGAAAUUUCUGACAUGACAGUAGAAUCCCAAUUACUUAGUUUUCCCUCACCUGUAGCUGAUGCGGAAGUUCUUCAAACAUUUCUUGCAGAACAUCACAAGAAGGAAAGAGUCCAUCAAUUUAUUGAUGUAUUGAGCAGAGCUGUAAAGAAACGAGUUUUAUGCCUAAUGAGAAACAGUGAUCCAUUCAGAGGAGAAAUAUCAGAUAUAGAUCUGAGGAAAUCCUAUAUUGCAAUACUUUUUUCUGGUGGCCUUGAUUCCAUGAUUAUAGCUGCCCUUGCUGACAGGUAUGUUCCCUUGGAGGAACCAAUUGAUCUUCUCAAUGUGGCCUUCGAGGUUACAGGUCAAGGUAACCCGAAUAGUUCCAUUAAGAAAUGCAGCAAAGAGAAGAAACGAUUUCCCCCUUGUCAGGAAUCUUUAAAUGUCAAGAAUACUGUGACCAGUGACUCUUCUCCUUCUUUUAAUGCUCCUGAUAGAAUUACUGGCAGGGCAGGAUUAGAAGAAUUGAAGAUAAUUAAUCCUUUAAGAACUUGGAACUUUGUGGAAAUCAAUGUUACGCUCGAGGAUUUAAAAGCAAUGAGAGUGAAACAUAUAAGACACUUAAUUUAUCCACUGGAUACUGUUUUGGAUGACAGUAUAGGUUGUGCCGUGUGGUUUGCUUCCAGAGGAGUGGGUCUACUUACCAAUCAGGGAGCCGUUCGACCAUAUAAAAGUCCUGCAAAGAUUGUCCUUACAGGAAUUGGAGCAGAUGAACAACUUGCAGGGUAUUCCAGACACCGUGUUUGUUUCAAAAAAAGUGGUUUUGCUGGUUUGAUUGAAGAAUUAAAAAUGGAACUAAGUCGCAUUUCUUCUAGGAAUCUGGGUCGAGAUGAUAGAGUUAUUGGAGAUCAUGGCAAAGAAGCCAGAUUUCCCUUUCUCGAUGAAGAGGUUGUGUCAUUUCUUAACUCACUUCCUGUAUGGGAAAAAGCAAACUUGGCUCUGCCUCGUGGGAUCGGAGAAAAAUUGCUCUUGCGUCUAGUGGCUGCUGAGCUGGGUCUGACGGCCUCUGCUGUUUUGCCAAAACGGGCCAUGCAAUUUGGUUCUCGAAUUGCAAAAAUGGAAAAUACCAGUGAAAGGGCAUCAGACAAAUGUACAAGACUUCAGACAGCUUCAAGAGAAUAAGUAUAUAUAA